AUGAAUAAAAAUAAUAUAAAUUAAUUUUCUUAGAAUCAACCUGCAGAUUUCAUACUUGAACAUCUUAAUGCAACUUGCGAAUUUGGUGAAUAGUUUGAGAAAAUAAAAAAGUAUAAUGUUGAAAAAUAAUUACUGAUGUCAAUAACUUUAAAAGAGGGUUUAGUUGCUGAAUAAUCAAAAACAAAAGAUUUAAUCAUGAGAUUAUAUGAGACUUUACCAAUUAUUUGUGAGAGACAAAUUAAAUAAGCUGAAAAGAAAUUCUAAAAUUUUAUCAUUCCAAUCGCGUUUCUAUUAUAAUUUUAAUGUGAUGAGAUAACAAAAAAUUAAAUCUGUGUUCCGUUCAAAAUUCAUAAUUAAGAUAAAUUAAUUUUAAAUCCAUAAUUUUGUGAUUUCUUAACUUAUUUGGAGAGAUUCAUUUAUGAAAAAUGGUAAUAGAAUGAAAUAAAAUAAAUUGAUGCAAAUGAAUAUUAUGUAAUUCUAUUGUUAUGGAGACUUCGAGAAAAUUUAAAUGAAUUAUAUCAAAAUUUAGCUUAAUUCGAAAUAAUUCUUUUUCCAAAAUAAUAUAAUUUUGCUGUUAUUAAAAUUCAAUAAGGAACUUAAACAAUAUAUUUUCAUUCUGAAAGUCAUAGAUUAUAAUUUUUAAAAUAGAAUAGUAAAUUUCAUUAAAAAUCAACAGCAAUUUCUGAUGCAUUAUUAAAUGAAAAAUUAAAAGAAUUAGAAGUAAACUUAUUUGAUGUUUAUUUGGAAGAUAUAAUACGUAAUAAAGGAAAGAAAAUUGAUAAAAAUGAGAGAAAAAAUAAAGAGUAAAAAUAAAAAUUUGAUAAAGAGUUAAUAAGAAAAAGAAAACAAUAUUAUAAAAUUGUAGAUAAAAAAUGUUUUUAGGUAUGUGCAAGGAAUUUUGUUAAUGGAUAAAGUAUAUUAUGUUUAAAAGGUGAAAUAAAAAAUGAUUUAAAUCAUUCACUUAAAUUUGAAAUAGAUAAAAAUCCAAAAUGUGAAUGUGGAAGAGAAUUUGAUAUACAUUUUUGUGAUACUUUGGUAAUAGACAUAGAUUUCAGAGAUUUUAUAGAUUAGUUAAUUCUAGAAUUACUUUAUGAUCAAAAUUUGGAUUAUAGAAUAUAUUUAAUACCUCUUUAUUUAAGAAUAGAGAUGGACUAAUAUAAAAAUUAAUUUAUUGUUGUAUAUUUUAAAGAUAAACAAAAUAAUAUGGUGUAAAUUAAAAAAUUGUUGUUUAAAGCUAGAAAUUACAAUUAUGAUAUAAAUUUAAUAGGAGAAAAAUAAGUUAAUUAAGAUGAUUUAUUUGGUGGAUUAGAUGUUUAUGAUUAUCCUGAUAAUGAAUUUUAGAUAAUUAAUACAUAAGAAAAAGAAGAUGAUUAAAAAUAGUAGGAUGAUUAAUAGUAGAUAUUUGAUAAAUAAGAAAAAAAAAAUGAAUAAAAAUAGAAGGAUGAUGAAUUUUAGAUAAUUGAUACAUAAGAAAAAAAAAAUGAAUAAAAAUAGUAGGAUGAUGAAUUGAAGAUAAUUGAUGUAUAAGAAAAAGAAAAUGAAUAAAAAUAGUAAAAUGAAGUGUUAUCUUUUGAGAAAUAAUAUAUUUUUACUCCUAGCUAGUAUAAGUAUUGA
Messenger RNA from Paramecium sonneborni, 1614 nucleotides. The record is from the annotation of a GenBank genome assembly. NCBI's taxonomy places the organism in Eukaryota, Ciliophora, Oligohymenophorea, Peniculida, Parameciidae.